This is a messenger RNA of Manihot esculenta (cassava), 1486 nucleotides long. RefSeq names its product monoacylglycerol lipase. The record is from RefSeq and is a predicted model, not a curated record. NCBI's taxonomy places the organism in Eukaryota, Viridiplantae, Streptophyta, Magnoliopsida, Malpighiales, Euphorbiaceae. The transcript has 7 exons. Gene Ontology annotation, cellular component: membrane. Bases 111 to 1256 code for a protein of 381 amino acids. Gene Ontology annotation, molecular function: lipase activity.
CUCGUCGAGCCUCUCUCGUCUACACCAUUGACGGAUUCUCUCGUCUCUCUCUCUAAUUGUAUCGCUUGUCGCUGUUUUCUAUUUUGUGGUUCUAAUUUUCCAUCUCGGCCAUGUCAACGGCGGAGAUGGAGCCGCUGACCUCCGGAGCGAGCAAUCGCAUAAUUCCGAUCCUGAAAACCCUUAGGACGUCUCUCGUUUUUGUCCAAACAAUCCUUAUCUCUCUCCUCCUCCUCCUCUUCCCACGCCGCCGCAUCUCGCCGCGUAUGUCGUCCGAUUCCAUGCCGCAGUCUCCGACUAAGUCGUCGAAGCGGCGAUCAUUGUGGCGUUUGGAAGAGGAGGAUACCUUGAGAAGGAGAGCACUUGCCGAGGGAAUAGAUAUGGCCGAUGGGGACUUCCAGUGCCGGUGGGGCACUUAUUUAUUCUUCGGAGUUAGACGGAACGCUCUCUUUUGCCGCUCGUGGUUGCCGGUCACCGGUGAAUUGAAGGGCAUUUUGAUCAUUAUUCAUGGGCUUAAUGAGCACAGUGGAAGGUAUGGUCAAUUUGCUAAGCAGCUUACCUCAUGCAACUUUGGAGUCUAUGCAAUGGAUUGGAUAGGUCAUGGUGGGAGUGAUGGGUUGCAUGGAUAUGUUCCUUCGCUAGACCAUGUUGUUGCAGACACUGGGUCUUUCUUGGAAAAGAUCAAGUCAGAGCACCCCGGGGUACCAUGCUUCCUUUUUGGUCACUCAACUGGAGGGGCUGUGGUUUUAAAGGCGGCCACAUGUCCUCGCAUUGAAGGGAUGUUGGAGGGAAUCAUCCUGACCUCACCAGCUUUGCGUGUUAAGCCAGCUCAUCCUAUUGUUGGGGCUGUGGCGCCUAUCUUUUCUCUGAUAGUCCCACGGUUCCAAUUUAAAGGAGCAAACAAAAGGGGCAUUCCAGUUUCCAGGGAUCCUGCUGCACUUGUGGCCAAGUACUCUGAUCCAUUGGUAUAUACAGGGCCCAUACGGGUCCGAACAGGCCAUGAGAUAUUGCGAAUAUCCUCAUACUUGAUGCGCAACUUCAAGUUUGUGACUGUCCCAUUCUUUGUUCUCCAUGGAACUGCUGAUAAAGUGACAGAUCCACUAGCAUCCCAGGAUCUGUACAAUGAGGCAGCAUCCCAGUUCAAAGACAUAAAGCUCUAUGAUGGCUUCUUGCAUGACCUUCUCUUUGAGCCUGAACGUGAAGAGAUUGGGCAGGACAUCAUCAGUUGGAUGGAGAAGAGAUUAGAGUACCAAUUCUGAAGAUGUUUGUAGUCAGUGGUAGCUAGGUCGUGUUGCCCGAUAUAGGGAAUGAAUUACGUAAUUCAUUCACGUUCGCGCAUUUGCUCUUUAUGGAACUUGUAAUUAUAUAGCUGUUCCUUUAACGCGUAUGUUUCUUGAUUCGCUUUAAGUUUUAGAACAACUGUAAUUUUGUACAGAACAACAUCAUACGUGUAAAAUUUAAUAAUUAAUGAAUCUCCGUUUGCACUGGC